GUUGUCACCAUUUGCUUUUGCCAUCCUCUACAUAGAGACCAAGAGAGAGAGACAGAGAGCAACAAUGGCAGAUCUUGCCAUUGGGAUUUCCAAGACGGUGGUUGAGAAGCUGGUGAACAAGGUCAGGUCCGCUGUCAAGGAAGAGGCGGAGAAAUGGCAGAUCCUGCAGCGUGACAUUGUUUUCAUCAAGGACGAAUUCGAGAUGAUGCAAUCCUUCCUCAACACCACCGGGCGGGAGCGCAUGAAGAACCAGGUAGCAAGGACUUGGGUGAGGCAGGUUCGUGACCUGUCUUACGACACUGAAGACUGCAUCGAGUUCGUCCUUCACCUGGACACAAAGCGGGCGACCUUCUUCUGGCAAUUCUUCCGCUUACUGAAGCCCAAGGUGGUACCAGCAGCGCUGCCGCUGGACCAAGCCGUCGCCGAGAUAAAGCAACUCAAGGCCCAAGCUGAGGAUGUGAACCAAAGGAACAUACGCUACAGCCUCACCGGCAGCUCUGGAGAUCAGCAGAUGCUGCCAGCUCCUGCUGCCAGCAAGAGGACCCUGGACAUCUUCAUCAAGCCCAGGGAUGGCUUUGAUAAUCAGGCAGGCACUUUGGACCUCGCCAGAUUGAUAAAACGGGAGGGCAAGGAACUUCAAGUGAUUGCCGUGUGUGGAACAGGAGGAGAUCUUGGGACAACAUCCAUCAUCAAGAAGGCAUAUGACGAGCCUGAAAUCUGUGGCAUGUUUCCAUGUCGCGCUUGGGUGAAGCUGAUGCAUCCUUUCAGUCCCCAUGAGUUCAUCCGGAGCUUGUUGGUUGAGUUCAGCACAAAUUCUUACAAGACCCAAGAGCCCAAUACCGAAGGGCUCAAGAUCCAAGAGCCCAAUACCCAAGGGCCCAAGACCCAAGAGCCCAAGACCCAAGAGCCCAAGACCAAAGAUCCAAAGACACAAGAAGAACCCAAUACCCAAGAGCAAAAGACCCAAGAGCCCAAUAUCCAAGAGCAAGGAGUUUUAGAAUUAGAAGUACAAGAGCAAGAGCAAGAGCAAGGAGUUAACACCGGAAGUCUGCAACAAGUGCUGGAGGUGAUGAAGGCAACCCAAGAAAGUAUGCUUGCAGAAUUCAUGGGGAGAAUCAAGGAGAAGCCAUACCUCAUCGUCCUAGAAGGUCUCUCCACCAUCGUGGAGUGGAAUGCCAUCAAGACAUUUCUUCUAGACAUGAAGAAUGAGAGCCGAGUUGUUGUGUCAACGCAGCAGGUUGAGAUGGCAAGCCUGUGCGCGGGACAGCCAUACCACGUAUGGUUGCUCCGGGAGUUCUCAACUGAGCACUCCGUCUACGCCUUCUCAAACUCAAAGGACCUUCCCAAAAAACCACUGGUUAAUGAAGCUACCACAUUGGACAAGUGUUUGAGUGACGAGGACACAGAGUCCUCAGACCAUUGGCUGAAAGUACAUGGCCUUCGUGGGCGCGAUUCGGAACUAAGUACACUUUGGGGCUAG
This is a messenger RNA of Panicum virgatum (switchgrass), 1480 nucleotides long. Its product is annotated as disease resistance protein PIK6-NP-like. The transcript is spliced from 2 exons. The coding region runs from base 65 to 1480 and encodes 471 amino acids. Gene Ontology annotation, molecular function: ADP binding. The record is from RefSeq and is a predicted model, not a curated record. Lineage: Eukaryota; Viridiplantae; Streptophyta; Magnoliopsida; Poales; Poaceae.